AUGGGUCACCUGAGAGGUCAAGCAAAGGAUUGGUGGGAUAACAAGAAAAAGGAAAUUGGAAGCGAAGCGGCAAGAGCAAUGACAUGGUACGAGUUUAAGGUGCCAUUCCUUAAACACCACAGCCCCAAAGCAGUUAUUAACCGAAUCAAGGAGGAAUUUAUUCAGCUAAGGCAAAAAGGUGAAUCUAUCGAUAAGAUCACGGGGAUCUUUCUUGACAAACUAAGAUUCUGUGACGAGUUGGUGACGUCCGAAGAACAGAAAGUAUAUUAUUAUUAUAAUAUGCUAAGUGCAGAGUACUGGGAGUUCAUGACUCCCUCGAAAUAUGAAACUCUUACCGAGAUCAUAAACACGGCUCGGGAAAGAGAAAUUGAACUGAAAAUGCAAAUCGAGAGAGGUGAACGAAGGGCGCGGAUUGUCAAUCCAAACCCUACAAAGAAAGCACGAAUCACGGAGUCGUCAAAGAAACAGGAAGGGAAGGGCGGGUCGCCGAAUUGUAAGGUUUGCAGGAAAGGGCACAAGGGCGAGUGCCGGUUUAAAGAUAAGCUAUGUCCUAUAUGUGGGAAGACAGGGCACACAGCUGCAUUAUACCCGAGGAAAGUGUCGGUGUGUUAUAAAUGCUACCAGCCGGGUCACAAGAAAUCUGAAUGCCUGGAGCUAGUCGGGAAGAAGGAUGGCAAGGAUUCACAUACAGAAACUCCAAAAGCAAAAGCCAGAUCCUUCUAG
This is a messenger RNA of Helianthus annuus (common sunflower), 723 nucleotides long. RefSeq lists its product as uncharacterized. Bases 1 to 723 code for a protein of 240 amino acids. The transcript has a single exon. The record is from RefSeq and is a predicted model, not a curated record. NCBI's taxonomy places the organism in Eukaryota, Viridiplantae, Streptophyta, Magnoliopsida, Asterales, Asteraceae. Gene Ontology annotation, molecular function: zinc ion binding; nucleic acid binding.